Molecule: messenger RNA, 6279 nt
Organism: Pelmatolapia mariae (spotted tilapia)
Lineage: Eukaryota; Metazoa; Chordata; Actinopteri; Cichliformes; Cichlidae
Product: ELKS/Rab6-interacting/CAST family member 1-like
Exons: 22
Coding region: 406-3810 (1134 amino acids)
Biological process (GO): regulation of synaptic plasticity; maintenance of presynaptic active zone structure; neuromuscular synaptic transmission
Cellular component (GO): cytoskeleton of presynaptic active zone
Molecular function (GO): structural constituent of presynaptic active zone
Source: RefSeq, a predicted model, not a curated record
UGAGGCGCCCUGGCUCUCCUGAGCCGCUGGUACUGCUGGUGAAAAGAUGGGAAAAUCUGAUAGACAUUUAUCGAGGAAUUAACGUAAAAUGAACGAUUUUUGCAGCUGACUUAUUUUUGACAGAGGAUCCACUAUUAGCAAGGAUUUGGCUUCUACCAGACAACGACAAAGAUUGAUGUCCUCAUUUGUAACAGUGGAUAGCUUAUCUUUGAGGUCUGUUAGCAUCAGCAACCCCUGAGAGUGGAGUGUUUCAGACCUCUGUUGUAUCAUGAACAUUGUGCUCACCAGUUUAAGCUGGAUCUCUAACACUAGUGAAAUUCACAACCUCACAAUCUGCGACGAUAUAACCAGAUACUAAGGGUUGUUCUUCAGAUUUGGUAGUGCCUCCCUUCUAUUUAGUCAAAAAUGUAUGGUAGUGCUCGCUCUGUUGGCAGAGGGGAUACAAACCAUAGCGGAGGAAGAGAUGGAAGUGGUACUGGUAAUCAGGGAUCUGGCCGUUCCCCUCGGCUCCCCCGUUCUCCUCGGAUGGGGCACCGGCGUACCAACAGCACUGGAGGCAGUGGGGGAGGUCCUGGAGGAGCAGGAGGCAAGACCCUUUCAAUGGAGAACAUCCAGUCCCUCAAUGCUGCGUAUGCCACCUCAGGACCAAUGUACCUGAGUGACAAUGAGGUCGCCAUGGGAGGUGACCACCUUCCCAAAACUGGUGGCACAGUGACCACCAUGGGGAGACAGAGGGUGACUUAUGGGUCGAGAGGUAGCAGCAGUGGAGUUGUAGCAGCAAGUACUCCUAAUAUCUCCACCACAGUGCCUGCCAAUGCUGUGCUACCAGCAGGCAUGAUGGCUGGAGAUGCCCUAGCUUUUGGAGAUCACCACAUGGCCUCCACAGUGCCCCAUUCUCUAAGGCAGGCAAGGGACAAUACCAUACUUGACCUGCAGGCCCAACUCAAAGAGGUUCUGCGGGAGAAUGAGAUGCUGCGGCGAGAAGUGGAAGUUAAGGAAAGCAAACUCAGCUCCUCCAUGAACUCUAUUAAGACCUUCUGGAGUCCAGAAUUAAAAAAGGAGCGAGCUCUCAGGAAAGAUGAGGCAUCCAAGAUCGCCGUCUGGAAGGAACAGUAUCGUGUUAUUCAAGAUGAAGCACAGCAUCUCCAGAUGACUGUUCAGGCUCUCCAAGAUGAGCUAAGGAUCCAGAGGGACCUGAACCAGCUGCUCCAGCAAGAUCCUGCUAGUCAAGGAAGGGACCUGGCCCUGACAUCUGAACCUACAGAGGAGAACUACCGACGGCUACAGGGUGAGCAUGAGAGGCAGGCCAAGGAGCUCUUCCUUCUUCGGAAGACCCUGGAGGAGAUGGAGCUGAGGAUUGACACACAGAAGCAGACCCUGGCAGCCAGAGAUGAGUCCAUCAAGAAACUACUGGAAAUGCUGCAGAGCAAAGGACCAUCUGCCAAGGCAUCAGAGGAGGACCAGGAGAGGACAAGGAGACUGGCUGAUGCAGAAAUGCACAGGCAUCACCUUGAGAGUUUGCUGGACCAGAGAGACAGGGAGAUCACUGCUCUGAGAGAGCAGGAGCUGCACCGUCGGUACGAAGGAACUCCAGAGUCCACCAAAACUAAGGCCCUACAAACUGUCAUUGACAUGAAGGAUGCAAAAAUCAACUCAAUGGAGCGGAGCCUCAGGGACAUGGAGGAGGAGCUGCUAAUGCUGAAAUCGAAUGGACUUCUGAGCUGUGAAGAGCGUCAAGAAGAGAUGAAGCAGAUGGAGGUUUACCGCAGUCACACCAAGUUCAUGAAGAACAAGAUGGAGCAGGUGAAGCAGGACCUCUCCAGGAAGGACACCGAGCUGCUCGGUUUGCAGACAAAACUGGAGACGCUUACCAACCAGUUCUCAGAUAGCAAGCAACACAUUGAAGUCCUCAAGGAAUCCCUCACUGCCAAAGAGCAGCGGGCUGCCAUCUUACAGACGGAGGUGGAUGCCUUGCGCCUGCGUUUGGAAGAGAAGGAAGCAACUUUGAAUAAAAAGAGCAAGCAGAUACAAGAAAUGUCAGAGGAGAAGGGAACCCUCAAUGGGGAAAUCCACGACCUUAAGGAUAUGCUGGAGGUUAAGGAGCGCAAGAUUAAUGUGCUUCAGAAGAAGAUCGAGAACCUGCAGGAACAGCUGAGGGACAAGGAGAAGCAGAUGAGCAGCCUGAAGGAGAGAGUAAAGUCUUUGCAGGCUGACACUUCCAAUACUGACACUGCUCUCACAACACUGGAGGAGUCUCUUGCAGAAAAGGAGCGGAUCAUCGAGCGUCUAAAAGAGCAGAGAGAUAGAGACGACCGGGAGAAGACGGAGGAGCUUGAAUGUACCAAAAAGGAGCUGAAAGAGUUAAAGGAAAGGCUGAGCUUACUGCAGGGAGACCUGUCAGACAGAGAGACCUCUCUGUUGGACCUAAAGGAGCACGCAUCCUCCCUGGCCUCCUCAGGGCUGAAGAAAGACUCCAGACUCAAGAGUUUUGAGAUUGCCUUGGAACAGAAGAAGGAAGAGUGCCUCAAACUGGAGAAUCAACUCAAGAGAGCUCAGAAUGCAGCAUUGGAAGCUCAAGCCAACACCGAGCUGGCUGAGCGCAUUAGGAACCUCGAACAGGAAGUGGCCCGCCACAGAGAGGAUUCUGGGAAAGCUCAAGCUGAAGUGGACCGCCUCCUGGAGAUACUUAGAGAAAUGGAGAAUGAGAAAAAUGACAAAGACAAAAAGAUCAGUGAGCUGGAGAGUUUGGCCUCAAGGCAAAUGAAGGAUCAGUCGAAGAAGGUGGCAUCACUGAAGCACAAAGAGCAGGUGGAGAAGAGCAGGAAUGCUCGACUUAUGGAGGAAGCCAGGAAGAGGGAAGACAACCUGUCUGAGACCUCCCAGCAGGUGAAGGACACUUUACGCCAAAAGACAGAGCGCAUAGAGGAGCUGGAGGAGGCCUUGAGAGAGAGCGUUCAAAUCACUGCUGAGCGAGAGAUGGUGCUCGCACAAGAGGAGGCUGCCAGGUCACUUCAGGAGAAACAGAAGCACUCACUCAAAGCAAUGCAUGAGUCCAACCUCGCCAACUUUAAGUGGUCUAAGAUGGAGGAGCUGCUGGGGGCCAUGGAGAAGGUGAAGCAGGAGCUUGAGUCCAUGAGGGCUAAGUUGGCCUCCACUCAGCAGUCUCUGUGUGAGAAAGAGGCUCACCUCACAACCCUGAGAGCCGAGCGCAGGAAACACCUGGAGGAGGUGCUGGAGAUGAAGCAGGAGGCGCUGUUGGCGGCUAUUAGCGAGAAAGACGCUAACAUUGCACUACUGGAGUUGUCAUCCUCUAAGAAGAAGAAGACCCAGGACGAAGUGGCUCAGCUGAAGCGGGAGAAAGACAGACUGGUGCAGCAGCUCAAGCAGCAGACCCAGAACAGGAUGAAGCUGAUGGCCGACAACUACGAGGAUGACCAUCUGAAGACUGCACCUGACCAAACGAAUCACAAACCCUCUCCAGAUCAGAUGAUACCCCCUCUUCUAGCCCUGUCCCAGAACCGCAGUAAGCUCAAACUUUACAUCGCCCACCUGACAGACCUCUGCCACGAUCGAGACCCCAGCAUCCUCAGCCAGCUCACGCCGCCCGCUCACUACCACCACAGCGACCCUGAAGACUGGGAGGAGGACCUCCAGAAAAUGAGCGCCGAACAGUUGGAGCGGGAGCUGGAGGUGUGUGAGAAGGAGAGCGGAGAGCUGCAGGAAUAUGCCAACUCUGUUCUCCAGCAGAUUGCAGACUACUGCCCUGAUAUCCUGGAGCAGGUCGUCAACGCCCUCGAAGAGUCGUGCUGAAAACUCUGACCUCAGACACAACCCGGCCGAGUCCAGGUCUCCCUACCUCCACCCCCCAAAAAAGUGAAAGGUUCCUGGAGAGAAGAGAAAGUAGGGGGCAUUAUCACAUCUUGCUGGACUCCUCUUCUUCGUGUCCCUCAUUCUACCCUGCAACAAACUGUCAGGACCUCUGGGUGCUUUCCUGUCCCACAUGUUAAUCUGUCAGGCUGGCAAAAUUAAAUUAGGGAUGUUCGUGCUGUUAAAUAUGGCACUUGACACAUGUAACGACAGCCGCCGAUAGAUUUUACGUGCACACCUCAUCAUUGUCAGGCAGACAAUAGCACACUAUCGGUUGUUGCAAAAUAAGUAGCAUUUGCAAACACCCCUAAUUUGAUUUUUGCUUUUUAAAGGAAACUAAAAACUGAACACGGGUGAAUUUGGAGGGGAAAAAAGAAGCAGACUUGCACAUAGUUACGCACAACGGAGAAUACUGCCAACCUUUUUCUCCUUAGACAGCUUUAUUGAUAACAGGAGCACUCGCCUUGAUCUCAGUCUUUAACCCCUUGGAUUUCUCUCACAGAGCUUUCAAGUUGAAGUAGUAAGUUUAUUUGUUGCUCUGGACAGGAAAGCACUUUUUUGGUCUUGGAGAACUGGGGAGCUGCUACAUCUCGAGGGAGCGGAGAGGAGCUGGGCCCAGUGGGUAAACCAUGGAUCCGUCUAAUGGUUUGGUCCUUGAAUAGUAACACUGAAUGCAACAUUAAUAUUCUCGAAAGCCUUGGGUCUGUCCAUGUAGCUUGGAUUAGGAUGUAGGUGUGUUACUGUCAUCGUCUGUGGCUGGGUCAUUAGAGGGGGGGUCAAGGCCUGACCUUUGACAUAAACCAAAGGUCAGAUUUUUGUUAGUAUGUUCUCAACAGAUGAGAGAGAGGAUUUAAAAAGAAAAAAAAGCUUUUUUUUAUUAUUGGUGACAAUUAUUAAGUUUUAGAUGGUUUUGCACACUUGUCCACUUGUUUAUGGGGUAUGCAAUGUUUGUUUUGCGAACGUUUUAGUGGCCUUGGAGCAUGCACAGAGAUAAGUACUGGACCUAACGCAGGGAUAUUUAUUCCUCUGUAAUACUGGUGCUAAGGCAUGAUGUAAGAAAUUACGAUCUGAACAUUCAGUCUUCAUCCAAAGUUCCUUUAGAUGGUACUCAAAGCCCACCUGAUCCUAAGUUUGUUGACUGAAUCGCUGACAAAAACGAGCGAUGCCUCUGCUGUUGUGUUUUUAGAACUCUUCAGGGCUGUGGUUUUUAAUUACUAAGUGCAUCUACAUUUCCAGAAAGGUCACUUUUCAGCAGAUUUUGACUUUUUAGAUAAGUUUGUAAAUAACGUGAUAUUUAACAUGUGCAGUGACUGAAUAAAGGUAACUAGGUGGAAGGUGUCGUGCAUUCUCUUAAAAAAAAAAAUAUAUAUAUAUAUAUAUUGGAAAAGUUAAAGCAGUGCAGUUGUCUUUGUGUCUUAUUUUGUCUGCAGGACAAAAUGUGCGUGCGUAUGCGUGUGUGUGUGUGUGCGCGUGAGACAGUACUGCCACAAUUUGCGGAAAGUCGCGUUCAAUAGAGAUAUAUAAAUAUAACACAUAUAUAAAUAUAUAAAAUGUUUACUGUAUCGAUAUGCAUUGAAUGUUUGCACAGAAUCUUGAAGGGCAAGCUGCUCUGAACAACAUGACUGUCGAGUUAACGUCCUCAGCAGAAACGGAGGAAAGAAGUGUCAAAAAAAAAACUUGUGUCAAAAUAAUGUGUGAACUACAAAUGUUUCAAACCGUGACUGUGUGAUGGGAGAGUACUUUUCUUACUUUUAUUUCUAAUCGUUCACCAGAGGGUGAUGUAAAUGUAUUAUCUGAGAUUCCAGUGUUGUCUUUUCUUAUGUCAAUGGUUUUGGCUGUUUGAUGUCAAAGGCAGAUCGAGCCUGACGGAUAAAAAUACGCCUGGCUCUUCUGCUGUCAUAAGAGAAACACAAUGUUACACAACAGUGUGAAACUGCGCCAGUAUACAUCUGAAAAUGGGUGGAGAUUUUUUUUUUAAACUUUCUAUGUAUGUUGUAAAUUUACUGAUAUAUUUGAGAGGGAUGGUGUACUUAAAAAAACAAAACAAAAACACCCCCUGUUGGAGGAUGUUAGUUGGAUGCUUGUUUUUUUGCUCAGUAAAUUCUCCUUAAUAUCUGUAACUUGUCAUCACUACAGAAAAAGCAUUUUUCAGAAUUCCCCCCUUGCUUUGGCCUGUGUGUCCCUGCCCUUGCCUUAAUGAUUUCGUUUUCUCAACUCCUGUUUGUGGAACACAGAGCUGCUUAAGGGGCUUCUGUCAAAGUUCAUGGUGUCUGUUUUUAUUUUGCAUUUGUAUAACAGAUGUACUGCCUUCUGUUUAUUCAUGUCAAGAAUCAAACUGUGUAAAAAGAAAGCAACAUGUUAGUGAGUUAUUUGGAUUUUGUAUGUAUGUAAAUAAAUAAAUUAUAAGCCUUG